CUAACACCCCCCUUCCUGCCCCAGGUCCGGCAUGGUGCAAGCCCCCGUGGUGCAUCAGAUCACAACGGCAGGGUCCCACACGCCACCGCCACGCAUCGCCACGCCCCCGCCAGAAGUGCCUGUGCAGGAAGAGGAGACGUUCGUGCCAGAGGUGUCGCAGACGAUGGCAGAGGUGGUGCAGUUGGCGGUGCAGAACAAGGAUAAAGUGAAGGUGGCGAAGGACGAUGGCGAGACGCAGGAAGCGACACACCUGGAACAGCAUGACGCUGUCAGGCCGCCGGCCCAGGCUGAACCGGAACACAAGGAUGAAACACCCGCCACGGUGAGUCACACGAGCGACGCUGAGAAGAACCAAACCUUAUCAGAAGCCAUAAAAGAUAGCAUCAGGCACACUGAGACUCCCAUUCCCGCCAGUGCCCCAACCACUACAAGCAGGCCCAGUUCAAGCGACCGGACGGCGACGUCCAGCAGGCCUCCAUCGAGCGGUGGCUCAGCAACGCCGAGAAGAUCAGAUUCAAAGGAAGAAGUCACGAGCUCUAGCAGGCCUUCCUCAAAGGACAGGCCUAAGAACCCCAGUAGGCCUGCUUCGAGGGACAGAGCAACUGACUCAAGCAGACCGAGUUCGAAGGACAGGGCCAUGAGCUCAAGCAGACCUGCCUCAAAAGACAAAACAGUAAGCUUCAGCAGGCCUACUUCCAAAGACAGAGGAGUGGCAUCCAAAAGACCUCCUUCAAAUGAGAGUGCUAAUGGUUCAAGCAGGCCUAAUUCGAGGGACAGAAGCAUAAGCUCCAGCAGGCCCCCUUCAAAGGACAGGGCCAUGGGUUCGAGCAGACCUACUUCAAGGGAGAGAGGGAAGCCUCCCAGCAGGCCCAGCUCAAGAGAGAGAGGUUCAAGAUCAGGCGCCUCCAGCAGGCCCACGUCAAGGGAGAGGCCCUCCAACGCCAAGACAGACACGAAAAGCAUCCUGACAGCCGUAGAUGAGGACAAAGAGGCUGCCACCCGGACAUCCAGGUCCACCACUAGGGGCAAGGAAACCACUGAAUCCUCUAAAAUCCCACCAAAAGAGUCUGUAAAGAAGCCAUCAAAGGCCGACAACGGGCCACCUGCUGCUUCAACCCAAAAGUCAAGUAGAACUCGUUCCGGCGCGGAGAGUCCGUGGACAAAGCUUGCAGCGUCACAGGAGAGCAACAAGCCAAAUCAACAAAAGAACGUUGAAAAAUUGUACCAAAGGCUUAUUAAGAAGCACGUGUCAGGUAACACCACCACAGCAGCACAGGACGCCGCAGGACAUAAAACUGACUCCACAGGUGGCCACGCCGCUAAGUACAGAGUGCUGAGCCAGACGCCGGACCUCCGUGACGGGUCGCCCUUAGUGCCCACUACCACCAGGGGGGAGGAGUCACCGCAACAAAACGACGCUCUCCUGGUGGGCGUGCCCCACUCCCUAAAAAGCAGCUCCUCAAGGCCGAAUACUCCAAAGCAAGACUCCCCCAGCAGCCUCGACACAACAGCCGCGGCAGCACAGCAGGACGGCCAUGCUAAGAAACCCGACUCCAGGCAGCCUCCAGUGCAGGAGAUACAACCGAGUCGCUCCCUGCUGGCGAGCAUGGCAGAGCACAAUUUCCAAAAUGCUCGAAACCAAACUCCAAGUUUGAUCCAGCCUACAGGAGAAGCCCCCAAGGAAGCUAACUCACAAGAUGAUCAAGUAGCAUCCAAAAGUCAUCCACAAGAUAUCAAACCAAAGCCUGAUGAGGAUGGAGCCAAUCAGAGCACAGAACAAGUUGCUGAGAAAUCAGGCAGCCAACCGGGAGGCGGCAAAGAGUCCCCGACGGACCAAUCAAUAACUGAGAACGGUGUCGCGAGCAGCACGACGAGCGUGAAGGAUAGUGGCGGGAAGGUCCCAGAGCUCGCCAGUGGUCCCUCACGUGUGGCGCCGAGCGGAGGCAGCGAGAACAAUGCUGCUGGAAACACUGGCGAGGCUUCGCCCAUAACACAAGGCGAUGCGGCAGUCAGCGGCAGCGUUACGCAAGUUAUUCCACAGGAGCCACUGAAACCCUUUCCCUACAGUGACCAUGUCGCAGCCCCGACCCAUGGCAUCCAUGACGGAGGCUUCCCACGUGCUCCUGAACCCCCGGCAUCCUACGCACCCCGCCUGCGGGGUGAUGUUCUCGUGAAGGCUUUGGAAGAGUCAGCGAGGACCAACGCAGGUGGCAGACUACACUUACCCCCACACACGGGCCAAAGCGCCAUGCCCUACCAUAUGUCCCCACGAGGCACCUCCAUGUCGGCCGUGGAGGUCCCAGAACCCACUCUGGCCACCGUGUCGCUUGCCGUGUCCAAGGGCGCCAAUGAGGUGGGUCGCCCAGCGCCCUUGCGUAACCAGGGCGGCGGUGGUGGCCUCUUUAAUCGCCUCACCUCAAAUUCUUCCUCCACCAGUCUGUGGCACAAAAUUACUCCGCUGGCCGUGAGACCUUCCAACGACUACUACCGCGAGCCCCGGGAGUACGAGGACUACCUGCCGCGGGAACCGCCCAGGCCCGUCCUGCAGCGCCGUAACUCCCUCGGGAGGAUCAACGCACGUGACUACGCUGACGAUGACUACUACUACGACGACGACUACAACGAAUCCUCGCGUCACACAAAGGAGAAAGAGAGUCGCGGGGCGCAGACAGUACGUGUGAAAAACCAGCAGCCAAGACACGGGAUUCUCAAAAAGACGGAGACUCGGCAGGUUCGGAAGGAGGAGCCGCGCAACACCAUCCUCGAGAAGCUGGAGGAGUAUCGGAACAGCCCGCCCAUCAUCAUCGCCAGUGGCAUCGUGCCCAAGAACCUGGAAAGUCUUACCUCGGAGUACCAGGCGACGCGCGGCAAGGGAGGGGGGGGCAACGACUCCCAGCGGAAUGGAACCAAAAACCACAAGGAGAAGGAGCACUUUCAAGACCGAAACGGAGAAACAGGAGUUACGGCCCCCCUGCUGGCGACAUCGGGGCACAAACAGACCAUCGGGGACGUUUUCGACCGUCUACAUAACAACCGGAGGCUGGAACACGCGGCGCUCGUCUCCAGGAAGCCAGAACUCAAACAGAAACCGAAGCCGAUCCCCGCGAAAAGCAAGGAGAAAGACGCGGGUGUUACCAACGUCACCCCCCGAGGAACCGUCACAGAGCCCCAGCGACACCACCUGCAGAACGGAGGGAAGGACGUCUAUACACGACUCUACCAGAACGCAGCGCCCCCUCGAAAACGGAGAGACGAGUACGGGGAAACGACACGUCUACUGGAUAACGCUGCCAACACCGCCGCCCCCGCUGUCGCGUUUCGUCACGAGGGCCAAAAGACUUCCCCGCGGGCCUCCAAGGAUGUACAGAAGCUACAGACCCGCGCCGAUCACGUCAUUAAUAUGCCCAUGUGCGAGUCUCCCACGCCCGCGCAGGAGCCUCUGGGGCUGGCCCCGGACAUCGUGGUGGACGACGAGCCGGCAGCCGUCCAUCCCGGCCACGUGGAGCAAACGGGCAAAGGUGGCAACGACAAGAUACCCAUCGUACUCCUUCAAGGAUUCUUCCAGGGCCCGGGAGUUAGGUCGCCGCAUCAUCGUCGUCCCUCAAUGAGUGUGAACGAGCUCACGCUGCCGCCACACCUGGUCGACGUCACUUCGGUCAUCCGCGGCGCCCUGCCCGUCCUGCCCCGCUCGCUGGCCGCCCUCUGCCUCACCCUCAACAUUCUCCUCCCCGGUCUCGGAACAGCAGCGAGUGGGUGGCUGGGCCUGUGCUGGGGAAGGAACCGCAUGGGAACAGUGGAGACCAGUGGCCACCGCUUCACCUCAGUAGUGGUGACUGCUGCCACUGGCCUUGUCCAGCUCUUCACAGUGACCUUCUUCCUUGUUGGAUGGUUCUGGGGGGUGGCCUGGGGCAUCCUCCUAGUCUCCAUCGCCAACAAAUACACCCAGUUCGUGUCGGAGCAUCGUUCAUCAAUCAGUGGGGCGGUGAGCCUCGAGAUGCUGGCGGUCAACGCCAGCUAGACAUUGCAAGCUCCGACCCUCCCCACCCCCACCACCUGCCACCACUCCAGGCUUGGCCACGACACAUACGGCCACACCACCAAGGGCCACAGUACACCAUCUCAUCUCAUCCCUCUCUGCCCUUCACAAGAUCAUACCUCCCUAGCCCACAGCACUCAUGGCCACACCACUUGAGGCCACACCACCCGCUGCCUUCACACAGACCAAAGCCACGCCACAGAGGCCGCCAAACACAGGCAACACCAUUGCCCCAAGAAAUAGUAUACAGAGGGCCGAGACGCCCAGGCAUGUUAAAUUACUGCUGUUCAAUUUUAUAGCAGUUUCUGAUUGCCCUUUUAUUAUAGUAAUGCAUAGCAGUUUAAAACUAAAUGAAAUAUGAGAAUAUGCAAUACUGAUACAUACAUGGCCUUAGGAUACCUUUUUUAUGAAUGCAAUCCUUUCCUCAUCACAGCAAUUAUUGCUUCCAGUAGCUAUUUU
Messenger RNA from Eriocheir sinensis (Chinese mitten crab), 4495 nucleotides. RefSeq lists its product as uncharacterized. The transcript is spliced from 7 exons. Lineage: Eukaryota; Metazoa; Arthropoda; Malacostraca; Decapoda; Varunidae. The record is from RefSeq and is a predicted model, not a curated record. The coding region runs from base 32 to 4018 and encodes 1328 amino acids.